AUGGAGUCUCUGUCCCUCUCUCCCAACACCUCCUCCCUCCCUCUCGUCCUCAAAGCCUGCGCGCGCCUCGGCGCAGUCGAGAGAGGGAGGAGCAUCCAUUCUCUUAUUCGGAACUCGGGUUUCAACACAGAUGUAAGAGUUGGGACUGCUCUUGUUGACUUCUACUGCAAAUGUGGGCUCAUUGAGGAUGCAGUUAAGGUGUUUGAUGAAAUGCGUGAGAGGGAUUUGGUUGUGUGGAAUGCUUUGAUUCAUGGGUGUGUUGGGUGUGGGUGUUUUGAGGAGGGGGUGGAGUUGUUUAGGGAGAUGCAGGGUGAGGGGUUGAAGCCGAAUUCGCGCACCGUGGUGGCGGUGCUUUUGGCUUGUAGGGAGGUUUCGGGGUUGGGGGCAGGGAAGGAGGUGCAUUGUUUUGGUUUGAGGAAUGGGUUGCUUGAGGGGGAUGCUCAUGUGGGGACUGCUUUGAUUGGGUUUUAUGUGGGAUUUGAUGUUGGAAUGGCGCGGCUUGUGUUUGAUGAGAUGGUUGUGAGGAAUGUUGUUAAUGUUGUUAGUUUGAAUGCGAUGAUUACAGGGUAUGUUGAUGCUGGGGAGUACUUGGUGCCAUUGGAGCUUUUCGUUCAGUUGCUUGAGGAGGGGGUUAGGUUUGAUUCUGUUACUAUGUUGGUUGUGAUUCAAGCUUGUGGGAAGAUUGGUAAUGUUGAAUUGGCCGGGCAGAUUCAUCAAAUGGCUGUGAAGUGCGGCUACAUCAGUGAUAUUUUUGUAGUAAAUGCGUUGCUGAAUAUGUAUAGUGAGUGUGGAUGUUUUGAGUUAUCGCGUGCAUUGUUUGAAACUGUCUCAAACCGUGAUGUAGCUAUGUGGAAUUCCAUGCUGGCUGCAUACAGUGAAUAUGGUUUAUAUGAUGAAGCCGUGAGUUUAUUUUCUAGAAUGAGAAGAGAAGGAUGCGUGGAAGAUGAGAGAACUGUUUAUAUAAUGUUAUCUUUGUGUGAAGAAUUAUCUGAAGGCUUGAGGGAGGGCAAAGGCUUGCAUGCUCUUGCGCGCAAGAGUGGGAUGGAAAUCAAUGUUUCUUUGGGAAAUACAUUGUUAAGUAUGUAUGCUGAAUUUAACUGUGUCGAGUCUGUUCAGAAGGUUUUUGCUGAGAUGAAAGGUUUAGAUGUUAUCUCAUGGAACACUCUGAUCAGGGCAUUGGCCUGCAAUGGCUUGCGAGAUGAAGCAUGGGAAACAUUUGGUGUAAUGCGAGAAUCUGGAACCAAGCCUAACUCGCACACCGUCAUAUCUGCCCUUGCCAGUUUUGAAGAUGAAACUUGUGUAAAUACAGUGCGAGCAAUCCAUGGUUUUGUAAUGAAACAUGGUAUUGAAGUAGACCCAUCUUUGAACACUGCACUAACAGAUAUAUACAUGAAUAGUGGUGAUGAAGCAGCAGCUAGGACUCUGUUUGAGGACUGCCCCCAUAGGGAUGUGAUCUCAUGGAAUGCUAUAAUUGCCAGUUACGUCAGAAACAAUGAGAGCAACGAAGCUCUGUUACUUUUCAACCGUAUGAUUUCAGAAGUGAAACCCAACUCUGUCACGAUCAUAAGUAUACUCUCAUCAUGUACCCAAGUUGCAUCUCUGCCUCUAGGUCAAUGCUUGCAUGCUUAUGCAACAAGGAGGCACUUCUCAUUUGACUUUGAUUUGUCUCUUGCAAAUGCUUUUAUAUCUAUGUAUGCUAGAAGCGGUAGUAUGCAAUAUGCUAAAAGGAUCUUUAAGAGUUUACCGACGAGAAAUAUUAUCUCAUGGAAUGCGUUGAUAACUGGCUACAGCAUGCACGGUCAUGGAUAUGAUGCUAUUCUUAUGUUCCAACAAAUGUUAGAGGAUGGUUUCCAACCAAAUGGUUCUACUUUUGUAGCUGUUCUAUCUGCUUGCAGGCAUUCUGGUCUGAUAGAGAUGGGAUUGAAGCUUUUCCACACUAUGGUAUAUGAUCUGGAGAUAACACCCAAGCUUGUUCACUAUGGUUGUGUCGUUGACCUUCUUUGUCGUGCAGGCCGCUUAGAUGAAGCUAGAGAGUUCAUUGAGUCAAUGCCUAUAGAACCAGAUGCAUCAGUGUGGAGGGCUUUGCUCAAUGGUUGUCGAGUUAAUUCUGCAGUUAAGUUAGCUGGAGAAAUUUUUAAGAAACUGGUGGAAUUAGAACCCAUGAAUGCAGGGAAUUAUGUCCUGCUAUCUAAUAUAUAUGCUGCAGCAGGUCUGUGGUUAGAGGUCAGAAAGAUAAGAACAUUGCUGAGGGAAAAGGGUUUGAAAAAGCCUCCAGGAACAAGUUGGACUGUUAUUAAAAGUCAGGUCCACUCUUUUGUUGCCUCAGACACAUCACACCUUGAUUCAAACAGAAUUUAUGCUUGUUUAAAUUCUCUGUCAGCCUUAACCAAAGAAAUUGGUUAUAUUCCUGAUCUACAAUGGGUUUUGCUUGAAGAAGAAAAUUAAGUGGAAAGAGGUGAAAGACUGUAUUUGUGAGGGUUGUGAUGGGUUCCAUUCAUGAAUGUGUAUGGUUUUAACAUGAUGACCUUUGCAUGG
Messenger RNA from Fragaria vesca subsp. vesca, 2535 nucleotides. RefSeq names its product pentatricopeptide repeat-containing protein At3g57430, chloroplastic-like. Gene Ontology annotation, biological process: RNA modification. The transcript has a single exon. Lineage: Eukaryota; Viridiplantae; Streptophyta; Magnoliopsida; Rosales; Rosaceae. Bases 1 to 2445 code for a protein of 814 amino acids. The record is from RefSeq and is a predicted model, not a curated record. Gene Ontology annotation, molecular function: RNA binding; protein binding.